GAGAGAGAGAGAGAGAGAGAGAGAGAGAGAGAGAGAGAGAGAGGGAGAGAUAGAUAUAAAUAAAUAGAUAGAUAGAUAGAUAGAUAGAGAGAGUGAGAGUGAUAGAAGGAGUUAUCACUUGAAUGUAACUUUAUUGCCUAUGAAGGAAUGAUAAGCAAAGCAGGCCUCCGCAGGAUUUAAAUACAUCGCAGACAAUCGAAACAAAUACAGCAAGGUGUUCUCUCUGACGCUCUAACGACUCUGCCAAUUCGCUGCUCUAGUAGACAUGAGAUAAAAGGUAUUCCAGCCUUGGCCAGCCCAUCCUCUUAGAGAUAUCUAGAAAACUAAAUUAUCCAAUGUCUUGUGCUUAGGUUAAGAAAUGAUCUGAGGGAGGGUGAUUUUGCUGCUAUGUCUGGUAGGUCGAGCGACCACGUAAAGGUUCCCUAUCGGCUAACAUUUGAAAGUAUAGAGUAGCGUAGUUUGUUGACUUAAAGAUUGAUAAUGAGUAACUAUUCAUAUUGUAUUCGGAAUCAUUGAACAAUACUACUUUUUUGUUGCGAAAAAAAUUAUUAUAAUAGAAAGCAGAAUUAAUAAUCCUUAAGAAUAAACAAUGAAGUGGGUUUCAUUUAUCCUCUACUUUUUUAUAAAUGCUAAUUUAUGUUUGCAAAGUAAGUAUUAUGAUGCAACAUCAGUUUCUUGCUCAGAAUGGGAGCUAUAUCACAAAUGUUCGUGUCAACCUGAAUGUCACUUGUUUAAGAAUUGUUGUUUAGACCUAGCUAAUCGUAAUGUUUCUCAUAGUCAAAAUAUUUCUGCACAAAGUUGUACGAAACUGAAAAUUGGAUAUUACAUUGCCCUUGACAAAUGCCUUCCUAGUUACCCUAUUAAAGAAUAUGUGAGCAGAUGUGAAAAUUCUGUUGAUGAAGAUUAUAUCUUGAAAGUACCAGCUUUCGGGAAAGUAGACAAAAGAUUGUACAAGAACUUAUUCUGUGCUUUGUGCAACGAUCAAGAAUACAUCUUGGGCAAAUCGAUUUAUGAAUGCGAUGUGAAUGAUAUUACAUAUCAGCAACUUUCAAGGUACCUUUCAAAUGGUACAUGUACCUUUUAUUCAUUUGAUGUCCCAGAUAUUACAUUUAUUAAUAAUCUACAUGAAUGCUUAUACGAUAUUUCGAAUUGUUCUAUAAAAGAGCGACAUGAAAAUAGAUCGGAGUUAUGUGAAACAAAUUCUAUUUCACUGGCAUCUUCAAAUAAGUACCGACACUGUGCUUUAUGCAGUGCCUUAAACACUACAUAUUUUAAUUCAGGUCGCAAAACGGUUGAAAGAACCUAUCCAUUGACUAUAAUAUUCGACCACAGCAGUAAUAUAUUACAAUACAUAAAUGCUAUUCAAGAGAGUGUCGACACGAAUAGAAGCGCAGGAAGGCAUGAAACAAUUCUCUGUAACAGUGAUUUAUUAUUUGAUGUUUAUCAAAACCAGUGUCGUUCAGUUUUCUUCUAUUCACUCAUGAAUUGUAUUGCAGUGAGACUAAGUGAUGAUGAAUAUUACCUCAAUGAUGAAGGUCUGCUUUAUUUGAAUAAAACUCAACGACUACUGAACAGAACAGAAUUCAGCCAGGACACUCAAGGCAUAAGUAUCUGCAUAGAUAAGGACUUCGGUGCAAUAUCAAAAUAUGCUAUAUCUGAGAGUUAUAUUACAUUUAUAGGUCUUACUAUUUCUGUUCCUGCUCUACUAAUAACAAUUGUAACUUAUCUCUGUAUACCUGAACUACGUACUUUACCAGGUAAAUUCGUAAUCAGUCUUCUGUCAUCGCUGUUGUUGGCAGAGGUUUUGUUUCUUAUUUCUAGAUAUGUACCUCCGUAUACUAUUCAAUGUAUUUUAACAGCUGUUUUGAUGCAUUAUUCUUUCUUAGCAUCGUUCUUCUGGAUGAAUGUCAUAUCGUUUGAUGCCUGCUGCACUUUCUCAGGAUUCAUGCAAUUUCAUAUUUCUAAUCAGGGUAAUAAAAAACUUUUACCGUAUUCUAUAUAUGCAUGGAUCAGUCCACUUAUAAUUGUAACUAUGUCACUCCUACUUGAGUAUAUACCAGAAAACAAAGCAAUUUCGCCAGCAUAUGGCAAGGGUAUAUGUUGGAUUACAAAUGGAAAGUGUUUAUUAUUGGUGUUUGGAAUUCCAGUGAUAAUACUGUUAAUACUUAAUAUUUUAGCCUUUAUUUUUAUUUCAAGAGGCCUCCGUUUAGAAAUGAAGCGUUCUGCAAAAUAUUUAAUAAGUUACCAUAAUAUUCACUUCCAAAUUUUCUUCAAGCUCAGUCUUGUUAUGGGUUUAACAUGGAUCUUGGGAUUCCUGUAUACAUUCACAAAAAUCAGUGAAUUUUCUCUCCUUUUCUGUAUCUGUAAUUCAUUUUUGGGAUUAUUUGUUUGUUUUUCUUUUCUUUCCACAAGAAUAAUAGCUAAAAAAUGCCUGCAGUUUGGGAAUUUCUCGAACAUUUCUACUUUUUACUGUACAUCACCAUCAGCAUCUGAAAAAAAUAUCCAAUAA
Octopus sinensis (East Asian common octopus) is the source of this 2509-nucleotide messenger RNA. RefSeq names its product probable G-protein coupled receptor Mth-like 11. Gene Ontology annotation, molecular function: G protein-coupled receptor activity. Gene Ontology annotation, biological process: cell surface receptor signaling pathway; G protein-coupled receptor signaling pathway. The record is from RefSeq and is a predicted model, not a curated record. The coding region runs from base 590 to 2509 and encodes 639 amino acids. The transcript has a single exon. NCBI's taxonomy places the organism in Eukaryota, Metazoa, Mollusca, Cephalopoda, Octopoda, Octopodidae. Gene Ontology annotation, cellular component: membrane.